Molecule: messenger RNA, 522 nt
Organism: Bipolaris maydis ATCC 48331
Lineage: Eukaryota; Fungi; Ascomycota; Dothideomycetes; Pleosporales; Pleosporaceae
Source: RefSeq, a predicted model, not a curated record
AUGAAGCAAGGCGACGAUGGUCAAGGGCGGCUUGGAGCGUGGGAGGUCAAGGGCGUCUUUGAAUUUGCUUGCGCUCUCACGGGGCACUGGGGAGCCACACAGGGUGGCUGUGCAGCAGAUGAUGUCGAUGGGUGGACGUUGGCCGACGGAUCCGCGACUUGCGCACCAACAAAGCCUGCAGCGCAGCAAGUAGCAGGCUCGGCGACACUUUUCAGCAAGAAGAAGGAAAAACCAGCUGGCAGAACUGGGACGAGUGGCGGGUCAAAUAUUGCCUUUGUGCGAGGGGCACACCCAUGGUUGAUGGUGCACUGCCCGGCCGCCGUGUACGGCUUUCUAGAUGAGGCCUGGCUUGCGGGAUUUUCGACAUGUUUUAUUUUGUACUUACGCCAGUGGUUGCGAGAGCCAGUUGACCGCUGCGUGAGAUUUGCAGCGGCCGCCAGAUGCGGGCUAUGGGCCAUGGGCCAUUGCUAUGGGCCAUUGGCCAAGUCACUGGGUCGCUGGGCCGUGGCCGACGGCAUCUGA